Phoenix dactylifera (date palm) is the source of this 1010-nucleotide messenger RNA. RefSeq names its product HMG-Y-related protein A-like. NCBI's taxonomy places the organism in Eukaryota, Viridiplantae, Streptophyta, Magnoliopsida, Arecales, Arecaceae. Gene Ontology annotation, biological process: nucleosome assembly; chromosome condensation; negative regulation of DNA recombination. The record is from RefSeq and is a predicted model, not a curated record. Gene Ontology annotation, cellular component: chromatin; nucleus; nucleolus. Gene Ontology annotation, molecular function: double-stranded DNA binding; nucleosomal DNA binding.
UUUAAUUAACCCCUUCCUCGUUUCCUCGCAUCCCAACCCAAACCCACCACACCGCCUCUCUCCCUUUCCCCCCCUCUCGGUCUCUGUCUCUCUCAUGGCCCCUGACGAAGAUCCCAAGCUCCCCUCCUUCCCCCCCUACCCCGAGAUGAUUUUGACGGCGAUCUCGGCGCUGGACGAGAAGAGCGGGUCGAGCAAGUCGGCGAUAUCGAAGCACAUCGAGGCGGCGCACGGGGGGCAGCUGCCGCCGUCGCACGCGUCGCUGCUGGCGGGGCACCUUGCCCGCAUGACGGAGGCCGGCGAGCUCGUCUUCGGCAACAACUGCUACCUCCGCGCCGGCCCCGACGCCCCGCCACCCCCCAAGCGCGGCCGCGGCCGUCCCCCCAAGCCAAAGCUCCCCCUCUCCCCCGCAGGUCCCCGCCGCCCCCGCGGCCGACCCCCGAAGCCCGUCGACCCCUCCGCCCCCGUAAAGGUCGCCCGCCCCCGCGGUCGCCCCCCCAAGAAUCCUGGAGGCGCCUCGGCCGCCGCCGGCACCAAGAGGCCCCGCGGCCGGCCGCCCAAGGUAAGGCCCCAGUUUGCCGAAGUCGGGUUUGUAUGAGGCUUUCUGGGAGGGUGAUCGAGGGGGAAAUGGUACCAAGUUUGGAACUUUUGGUGUUUUACUUGGGAGAAAAAGGUAAAUUGGCGGCAGACAUGGGAGUGUUUGUGCUUGAAGGGUCCUCGGAGGGAUGGUUGGGUUUGUGAUUUGCAUGUAUGUGAAGCAAAGAUGAUGUUCUGAUUGAAAAUUGGUAAUUAGUGUUCUGAGUUCUGAGUCUUCUGACCUUUACCUUCCUUGUAAGGAGUCUGUUUUCUAUCUAUGAUCUUUUCUUUCUUAAUUAAGAUGAUUACUUGCUCCAAUUGUAGCUACCGUACUGAUGAAUUCUGUUUAUGUUGGAGCUAAAGAUGCUAAUUUAAAAUGAUGUCUGUGAGGCAUGAUGUUUCUUAGAAAAAAAAAAAAUUGCCUGCAUUCUUAUAUG